AGCGUGAAGAGACUUGUUUCAUUUGAAAAUCAGCUGUCAAAAUUUUUGUGGAUGUGUGUCUAAUGAUGGCUGAACGUUCAUUGGAAACUAAUCAGUCUUAAAACGUUUAUGACGUUUUUGAUCCAGGUUUGUCGAGGGAGUGGCAGUACCCUACGUAUUUUUCCUCCAUCACUCAUUCAUUUCAUUGAAUGCCAUUUGACCCUCGUUAUUGCGGGAAGCCAUGCCAGGCGGGGUAUUAUUCCUGCAGUAGACACCAGGGUAUAUGCAAAACAGAAGCACACUCUGUAUCACGACUAAUAUAUAUAUACUAGGUGAUUCCGUCUCAACGGCGUUCAAACACUCAGCAAAAGGGAAUUUUGGAGGACUAUCCUGGACCGAAAAUGGGGCAUGGUUCAUUUUUCUGGGAGUAUGUACAAAAGAAAGGCGCCGUUUGUGGAGGGCUAUAUCACGACUAAUAUAUAACAUUGCUAAACUCAUUUACAAAAAAUGGAACGAACAAGAGGCAUGUAGGCUUACUUAGAUCUACUGCACUUGUGGUGGAGUUUUGCUUUCCCUGUAUAGCCACUGAAGUCCCCUCAUAACAACAUUGUACGUGUGGUACUGACGGCCAUAUAUGCCUUAAUGCAGAUAUUGUAAAUGUUGCAGAUUUAUUUGCAUAUGAUAGGUCGAGGAUGAGUCACCGUAAGCUUCGUGUGACAGAGUCUGAUCAUAGACUUGCAGUGGGUGCUCUGUUGAAGCCUGAGGUUCUCCCAACUCGUUCGUCAAUAUCACCAACUCCACGUUCUCUCAGAGGGCACACCCCUUCUUCUGUGCGCUUUUCUGAUGCUGCGGAGAGCCACCCGUAUUCCAGUACUUUUGAGGAUGCACCAACGGAAACCAGAACUGUUUCUCUGUGGAGCGAUAACUUUGACUCUGCUGUGACUUGCAGGACAUCAUACACAGACACUUUUGUUAGCAAAUCCAGUGUUAGAGCGUCUGAAUCGCAGGCGUCCUUGUCAAGGAGAUCACUUCAAUCUCUGGAUGAUUCUAGUGUCGGAGCAUCAUACUCUGACACUUUUGAGGCCACGUCAUCAAACCAGCUCUCAAGGACACAGGAUGUUUCACAAUUAGGUUAUAGCUUGUACUCUUCUGAGGCAGACAGGGAUAGUCAGAGCACAGUGAAGUCUGUGAUUGACUCCCACAGGAGGUUAAGAACUGAAGACACACAGGGUAGUCUUGUUAUCAGAUAUGAUUACACCGACUCAUUUGAGACAUCAGAUUUAAGUCCAUCUGAAGAGGAAAGCGAAACUGGUCUACCAACCAUCAGUGAGGACGAUGCUCGCUAUGAAUUUGUCAGGCGUCUUCUGGACAGAUUGAGAGGCGAGAAGGAUGAGGGCUUGAGGAAGUCGGCAGGAUCCAUAUCACAGCACUCAGAAAAGACAGAGUCAGCAAAGAUGCUUAAGGCCAAUGAUGUCAGUACAUCCUCAAAGUACUGCAAGGAGAAAAUCAAACUUCUGAAGAGGAAGAAAAAAUAUGGAAUGGAUUGUAGGAAACAGAAAGAUAGCAGCCCAGUUGAGGAGAAGGUGUCAGUAACAGAAUACGGCUUCCAUCCUUCUAUUAUAGAAAAGCUAAAAACUAAAAGUUUUAUGGCUGCCAUGGAAAAGGCAUCCAAAGCUGAAAUCCACGAGCCAAGACAUUGCAGAGACUGCAGGGUUGUGCUGGAGGAAAUCGAGGAAAGGGAACAAGAAAAAAUAUUCAUCCGUGGAAAAGUGGCAGAUCUUCAGAGAAAAAUAAUGGAGGAUAAAAUAUGUAACCACUUGGUGAAAAUGGAUUCCAUCUCACUGAUAGCAGAUAUUUUACAAGAUUUGCCCCGAAUGAGUGACAGCCCUGCUGUCAUCAGUAAACGUUUGAACCAACCACUGACAGACCAUCUGGAUGUUCUACACAGACAAACCUUACAUGUACCUCCUGAGAAAUCCUCUAGUAGUACAACAUGAAGUUGUAUAUCUGUCACAGCAUUCGACAUCUGCAAUGCUUUGUCCAAAGAUAUGUUACGGGUACUAAAUAUGUAUAUUUUGUUUUACUUAAAGACAAAUUUAUUUAUAGAUCUUUUUCUGAAACCUUAAAGAUUACAGGCUUAGCUUGGCUGACCUAGGCUGGGUGUAAUAUAAGCUCUAAAAAUUAUUUUAAUGAAAGGUCAGUCUGAUUUUGUAAAAAAAUCUAAUUUUACGUUUAUAAUGCUCCAGCAUUAACAAUGAAACAAAUGCCUCUGGCAUCUUUACUGAAAGCUCCUUGGCCAGGUGUCUAAUUAGCCAGUUACCAAAAGUCCUAAAUGUGUCGUGUAUUGACACCAUGUUAACUCAUUGUUUACUUUACGUGUAUGAUUAUCAAGGAUUUAAAUUAGACUGCAUAAGAGAAUGUGAUUCCAAAGAUUGUGGUCGCAAGAACAGAGUUACAGAUUGGUGUCCCUUUGUUUAGAAUAUAUGAUGGUAUGUUACAGUAAUUAGCCUAUAUUUAUCAUGACAUAGACUCAAAUGUAGGUCUUCAAAUUUCUACAUACAUGUACAUGCAAUUUAUAACUUUCAAUG
Molecule: messenger RNA, 2567 nt
Organism: Liolophura sinensis
Lineage: Eukaryota; Metazoa; Mollusca; Polyplacophora; Chitonida; Chitonidae
Exons: 10
Coding region: 672-1976 (434 amino acids)
Source: RefSeq, a predicted model, not a curated record